Messenger RNA from Chrysemys picta bellii (western painted turtle), 2963 nucleotides. Its product is annotated as zinc finger protein 398-like. NCBI's taxonomy places the organism in Eukaryota, Metazoa, Chordata, Testudines, Emydidae. The record is from RefSeq and is a predicted model, not a curated record. Gene Ontology annotation, biological process: regulation of DNA-templated transcription.
GCAUAGCUGCCCAUAAUGCACCACUCCAAAUGCUGUUGCAAGUGCCGCAAAUGUGGCUACACCAGUGCGCAAGCAGCUGUCGGUGUGGACAGACUGCAGCACUUUCACUACUGUGCUCUCCGAAGGCAAGUUUCUACGUCUGCAAGUGUAGCCAUGCCCUCAGACUCUGGGGCCAUUUGCUGAUGGUCCAGGGAGCAGGGAGCGGGGCUUUGCUGCUCCCCCAGCUGCAGGGACCGACCCCCCUCCCCGCUGAACUCUCCCAGGCUCCCGAUGUGGAGCACGUUUUAACAGCACCAUGGCCUCACGAACCCCCUGUGCCCCCCAACCAAUCCCACUCGUGAGUGUGCCGCGCUCGGCUGGCGAGCAGCCUUGGGCUCUCCCGUCUCCUUUCCCUGCACGCGUCGCCCAGUCCCCUGCACUGUUAGCUGUCUCUUUUUGCCUUGCACCAUCAUACUCCAGGGAGCUGCUCAAAACUACAGCUGCGUGUUCAAAGGACAAAAAUAAGUGGCUCCAAAAUGGGACCUAGAAUCCCAGCACCCAACACUUUUGCAUCCCCCCACCGGCCUCAAACAAACUUCGCUGAGAGAGACACAACUGCAGAGUGCAGAGAUUUCCCUCCCUGUCCUGGCUGCCCUCCAAGCUAUAGAGAGGAAGGUGGAUUCUCAGGCUGCACAGUUGCUGAAUCUGGAUGGGAGAAUGGGGACGGCUGAGAAGAAACUAGUCUGCUGUGAGAAAACAAUGGUGGAGUUUGGGAACCAGCUGGAGAGUAAGUGGGCUGUGCUGGGAACUCUGAUCCAGGAGUACGGGCUGCUGCAGAGGAGGGUGGAGAACAUGGAGAACCUGCUGAAGAACAGGAACUUCUGGGUCCUGAGGCUCCCCCCAGGGACUAAGGGGGAAGUUCCCAAGGUGCCAGUAACAUUUGAUGACAUCUCAGUCUAUUUCAAUGAGCAAGAGUGGGGGAAUUUAGAGGAAUGGCAGAAGGAACUUUACAAGAAUGUGAUGAAAAGCAACUAUGAGACGUUGAUGUCACUGGACUAUGCCGUUUCCAAACCUGACAUCCUAUCCCGGAUUGAACGAGGGGAGGAGCUCAGUGUCGGGGAUCAAGGAGAUGCAGAGAAGAGAGAAAUUCCUACAGACCCCAGCGCAGAAUCUCCAGUUUGUACACAAGAGGGUUUAUUACGUACUAAACAAGAGGAAGAGUUGUAUGUCGGGGAUCAGCAGGAUUUGGAGGGCAGAAAAUUCCCUAAAGAGCUCUAUACCGGAUUUCAAAUUUGUGCAACUGACAUUUUAUCACGGAUUAAACAAGAGGAAGAGCCGAGUGUCUGUGAGCAGCAUGAUUCAGAGGAAAACGAAAUCCAUACAGAUCCCAGCACAGCGAAAGAUGGAAGCACAAACAAGGAUAAGCUCCCUGGAAAACCUCUUGAAAGCAUUGUGUACAAGUCUAGAUUAUAUGGAAAACUUGGAGAAGAGUGUUUGCAGAAUCCCAAACAGAGAGUGACAUGGAAGAGUGUGUACAAUUCAAAAAUGCAGCAGGCAACUGCUACUGGGAACAGUCUGGGGGUUUCAUCUCUCUGUGACAAAAAAUUAUUAAUCCAUCAGGAAGAACCCUACCCAGAAGACAGACUGCAUACAAGUACUGAAUGUGAGAAAAACUGUACUCAAAAGGUGCAUCUUCAGAAUCACCAACAAGCCCACACAGAAGAGAGACUAUUUGCAUGCGCUGAGUGUGGGAAAAAUUUCCAGCUGAAGGUAAGUUUGACAAAACACCAAAGGAGCCAUGGAAAAGAGAAACCCUAUGAAUGCAGCCAAUGUGAGAAGAGCUUCAUUUGCCGCUCGUGGCUCAUUAGACACCAAGUGAUUCACAGUGGAGAGAGGCCAUAUAAAUGUACCGAAUGUGACGCAAGCUACAGCAGAAAGGAUUAUCUUCUAAAUCACCAACGCCGGCAUUUAGGGGAGAAAUUAUUCCAGUGUAAUGUGUGUGGGAAAAGCCUUGUGCUGAAAAGAAGCUUAGUUAGGCAUCAAAAAAGUCACAUGAAAGAGACCCAAUCCACUUAGCCAGAUGAGUCUUCUUAGACACCAGAUGAUUCACACAGAGAAGCUGGAACAAUCACUAGCUGAGGGAAAAACUGAGUAGGAAAUCUAUGAUCCUCAAAAAUAAUCCUAUCACCAGUAACUCCAUCUGAAGGCUUCACAGGGACCUGGAUACACAAGAGAGACCAACUUGAUGUAAAAGGAGAGAAUGCAUUAAUAUCUGUUCACAAGCUACUAUGUGAGGCAGAGCUCACUGAAAAUAGGUCAGAAAAUGCAUGUUAGUGUGACCCACAACAGGAAAAAGGGAUUGUUGGCUCUUUACUGAGAGGAAGGACUCCUACCAUUUGAAAUUUAGAACCCAUUUCUGAACCCCUUCCGAGAAGCAGCAGAUACUUAGGAAUGGAGUUUGGGAGGUGAAAUGUACCCGUAGCUCCCAUGUAAGUCAAAGGUAGCUCUUGGUAUUCAGUACCUCUAUAAAUCAAACUUUUAGCCCAUUCAGGCAAGCCAGGCAAAUGGAGAUAUCUGAAGAUUACCUGGCUGAGACUCCUGAUGAGUUGGAAACUGACUAGAGAAAGCUUACAGGAUAGAUUUCUUUUUGGACAGCCUGAGUUUUCCACCUUCCAAAUGUAAUGUUCCAUAUUACAGACUGUUGUACAUAUGUAUGGUUUGAUGUGUGCAUUACUGGAGACUGAAGGUUUUUAUAUGUUGAUAUUUGUCCUGGUUUUGAGAACACUUUUCUUAAUUUUCACCACAUUUGGGUUUUGAAGGAAACAUUACGGGGAAUAAAGGGGAUAAGCAUUUGUUGUGCUGCAGCAGCGAUAGGUCGUUGCUAUCGCUACCUUUCACUGGAAGGACAAAAAUGUAUCUGAGACAGGAACCAGCCCUGUUCAGUAAUACCAGGUUCUUGAUAUAAUAAAAGAAAAUUUCUCUAA